Pseudocercospora fijiensis CIRAD86 is the source of this 782-nucleotide messenger RNA. RefSeq lists its product as uncharacterized. Gene Ontology annotation, cellular component: cytoplasm; nucleus. Gene Ontology annotation, molecular function: protein tag activity. Lineage: Eukaryota; Fungi; Ascomycota; Dothideomycetes; Mycosphaerellales; Mycosphaerellaceae. Gene Ontology annotation, biological process: mRNA splicing, via spliceosome; protein modification process. The coding region runs from base 1 to 729 and encodes 242 amino acids. The record is from RefSeq and is a predicted model, not a curated record. The transcript has a single exon.
AUGGCUUCAGAAGACGAGCGGUCGAGAUCGCCUGCUCGAGACGCGCGACCCAAGAAAAGCAAGAGCAGUGGCUUCAAGUGGAAGGAGAAGCGAGGUCGAGAUGAAGACAGCAAUAGCAAUCCACGCGACAGCGGACGACGAGAGCGUGGAUAUCGAGACAGGUCACCACGGCGAGGCAGCUACCGAGAUCGCGACAACUACAGGCGCCGGGAUGAUUCACGUGAGCACAAGGACGACGAUCGCAGGAGAGACCGAUCGCCAAAGCCUAGAGAAGACGACCAUCGCGAAGGUGGUCGUGGUGGAGGCGAUAGCUAUCGAUCCGCACGCGAUCGCUCGCCGCCGCAAAGAGACGACAUGGCUUCGAAAUUCGGAGACUAUGUCCCUCGAGCCAACACAGCAGACAAGCCAGCAGACAAGCCAGCAGACGAAAGCAAGCCCGGCGAGAAGAAAAAGAAGGACAAGAAGGCAAAGGCUGCGCCAGUCUCGAAUGAGCCUAUGAUUGUCGUGAACGUCAACGAUCGACUGGGAACAAAGGCCGCCAUACCAUGCUUGGCGAGUGAUUCCGUGAAGGUAUUCAAGGCCAUGGUGGCAGCUCACAUUGGUCGGCAACCGCACGAAAUUAUGUUGAAGAGGCAGGGAGAACGGCCUUUCAAGGAUCAGCUGACGUUGGAAGAUUACGGAGUCAGUAACGGGGUGCAGCUGGAUCUAGAAUUGGACACGGGUGAUUGAGAAGUUCGGGGAUGCUCUGCAGAGGGUUAUAGAAUUCAUGAACGAGGCGAAGG